AUUAAACCUUCGGAGCCUCAGUCGCAACUCCACACCUACUUUUCAUCGUUUCGCUUCGCUCGCUUUCCUAUGGUUCUCGUUUCGAAUUCUCUGCCUUGUAAGACUCUCCCUUGCCGGACUCUGUUUCCGCCGUGCGCAACAUCUUCCCGCCCCCGCCAAUGGUUGCCUUCUUCACUCUCCAAUGCAAGUAACCGAGUCAGAGAGCUUCGCUGCGAGUUCGAAGUGAACGUUAAUGGCGCUCUUUCCGGCGACUUCGACCCUCGUUCCGUCGAUAGGAAAAAAGCGUUGGAGGCAGCAAUGAAUGACAUAAAUGGCUCAUUUGGGAAAGGAAGUGUUACCAGACUAGGAAGUGCUGGCGGAGCAUUAGUGGAAACUUUCCCGAGUGGCUGUUUGACUUUAGACUGUGCCUUAGGUGGUGGCCUUCCUAAAGGCAGAAUUGUCGAGAUAUUUGGACCAGAAAGUAGUGGAAAGACCACUCUAGCAUUGCAUGCAAUUGCAGAAGUACAGAAACUAGGAGGAAAUGCGAUGCUUGUAGAUGCAGAGCAUGCCUUUGAUCCAGCAUAUUCUAAAGCCGUAGGAGUAGAUGUAGAAAAUUUGAUUGUCUGCCAACCUGAUCAUGGAGAGAUGGCUCUUGAGAUUGCUGAUCGCAUGUGUAGAUCCGGUGCUGUAGAUCUCAUUUGUGUUGAUUCUGUUUCUGCUCUUACACCAAGAGCUGAAAUUGAAGGCGAGAUUGGUAUGCAGCAAAUGGGUCUGCAGGCACGCCUCAUGAGUCAAGCUUUACGCAAAAUGUCUGGAAAUGCGUCAAAAGCUGGUUGCACUCUCAUAUUUCUGAAUCAAAUACGAUAUAAGAUUGGUGUGUAUUAUGGGAAUCCAGAAGUGACAAGUGGAGGAAUUGCACUAAAGUUCUUUGCCUCACUUCGACUUGAAAUACGUCCUAUUGGGAAGCUAAAGUCUGCUAAAGGAGAUGAAGAAAUUGGGAUUCGAGUUCGUGUUAGAGUCCAAAAGAGCAAGGUGUCGAGGCCAUACAAGCAAGCUGAGUUUGAAAUUAUCUUUGGAGAGGGAGUAAGUAAACUGGGUUGCAUUUUAGAUUGUGCUGAAAUUAUGGAAAUUGUAGUGAAAAAGGGCUCGUGGUACAGUUACGGGGACCAGAGGUUGGGACAGGGAAGAGACAGAGCUCUGCAGUACUUAAAGGAUACUCCUGCUCUUCAAGAUGAAAUCGAGAAGGUUUGUUUUUGCGAUUGGACAGACAUACUAUCCGAACUCAUAGUUGAUGCAACAAUUUUUACUUUGUCAAGUGUGAUCUUUUUUCUUUUUUGUUGCAUUUACUAUGGUAAUAAGAUUCUUUUGACCGGAAAAAAAAUUAUUUGGCAAUAUGGUCUAAAAUCAUGAGUAAACCCAAUCAACUUAUCUAUCACGAAAACCUUUGAAUUUUCUAUGAAUGGCAGACUCUGCAGACCAUGCUGACUAGUGGAACUGUUCAAAUGGGAUUUCAAUCUAUUAGAAAGCCAUUGCCGAAUCAAGAAGUACUCGAGGAGUUUGAAUAAUGAACAAUAAAUGCUCUGGUAUGGUUUAGCAAUAACAACAGAGAUUCCAAGCAUAAGCAGCAUUUUCCUUCUAUGGAAGGGGGUGGGUUCAUAAGCCUAAGCCUCACAUAGGUCCGUUUUUCGUGCUACAUCCGCCUUAGGCGGGCUGUUAGAAGCCAACAAGUGCGCCUUCUUUGUUAGUUAGGCGCAAGCUACAUUUGAUAAAGACAGUAAGAACUGGCUUUGCUUCCAAUCUCUGACGACGGCAUUUUGAUCAUCCUCAAACAUUAUCGAAGUCCCUUCGAUCUCGCUUAGAGGUUGGUAUAAUUUGAAACCAAAAUUUGAGAAGUUGAUACGAAGUUACAUGUGUAAUUUUUACUGCAACUUAUCAGGUAUCAUAUUUACAUUUGUACUUAUUAUAUAACAUAUGAAAUGAUUGCUUCCCAGGUACAUUUUAUUAUAGGAGGAAUUUCGAGCA
Molecule: messenger RNA, 2001 nt
Organism: Cucumis melo (muskmelon)
Lineage: Eukaryota; Viridiplantae; Streptophyta; Magnoliopsida; Cucurbitales; Cucurbitaceae
Product: DNA repair protein recA homolog 1, chloroplastic
Exons: 12
Coding region: 70-1389 (439 amino acids)
Biological process (GO): DNA repair
Molecular function (GO): ATP hydrolysis activity; single-stranded DNA binding; ATP-dependent DNA damage sensor activity
Source: RefSeq, a predicted model, not a curated record